CCUAAUAAUGCGCUUCUUUUUUCUGUUUGCAGUAGCCGUUUUGGCUUCCUCGGCCAGCGCCCACCCAGGUCCUCACGCUGCUCCAUCCAAUGCUGAAAUGGCUCACAAAGCGAGGCUCUCCAGCCGGUGCGCACAGCAUGUUGCUCGAUUCAACGAUAGACGUUGGAAAAGAAACCUCGGCCAUAGUGGUAAUACGACUGUGCAAAUCCAGACGCAGGCCCCUCAUUAUGACGCGCUGCAGAAUGACACCUGCGUCUUGUCCCCUGAGGUAACCGCCGGUCCUUACUACUGGCCACGGUCUCAGUUCCUUCGUCAGGAUAUGACAGAAGAUCAAGUUGGAAUUCCUCUGUGGCUGGAUAUUGGAGUUAUGGACAUGGCUACGUGCAGUCCCUUGGAAGGCGUGAUGGUCGAUCUCUGGCACUGCAACGCGACGGGUAGCUACUCCAGCUUCACUAAACUGUCUCCCAAUACCAAUUUCCCCGCACUUCUUGCUGAGCAGGGCCUGAAUGCUUCAGACUUUGUUGUCGGCAGCACUGAUAUACAUACUGACUCCGAAACCUGGCUUCGGGGCAUGUGGCCAACCGAUGACCACGGAAUGAUGCAGAUGAAGACUAUAUUCCCUGGAUUCUACGUUGAGCGAGCUAUCCAUAUCCACGUCCAAGUCCACACCGACUGGACCACCCGCGAAAACGGAACCCUGGUCUUUGAGAAUACUGUCAGCACCGGGCAGUUAUAUUUCGACGAAAAGCUCGAAGAAAAGAUCAUGGGGGUGGAGCCUUACUCUUCCCAUACGCAGAUCAACCGCACUCGUAAUGACGUUGAUAUGGAAUUCUCGAAAGGCACUGCGAAUGGUUACAACCCGGUCGUCUCAGUCGUGCCGGUCGAUGAAAACGAUCUUGCCAAGGGUCUGAUCGGGUACAUCACUAUCGGUGUGGACACUUCAGCCAUUGAGGAUGAGCAUUGGUCUGCAUCUUGAACUCUUCAACCUGGACACAUUGUUGUAUCGUUUACUGUGUAGGAAGGAGGGCAGGAACAAAGGGAAUGUGAUGGGA
Messenger RNA from Penicillium brasilianum, 1052 nucleotides. NCBI's taxonomy places the organism in Eukaryota, Fungi, Ascomycota, Eurotiomycetes, Eurotiales, Aspergillaceae. The record is from the annotation of a GenBank genome assembly.